AUGAGCAAAAGACAAUUCAAAACGCAGGCGUCGAGCAGUCGAGCGGUUUCUGGGAAGCCUUUUGGCGGGUUUGGAGGUGUCUCGAAUCGAAGCACCCUGUCAUAUGUGGCAGAGGUGCCUGACUUGUCAUCCAUUACGGAUCCGAAUAUCGUUGUGGCAUUCAAGAGUCUCUUGAAAGCAGAUGGCACAACCAAGAUCAAGGCGCUGGAAACCAUUGACGAACAUAUCGCACAACAUCCCAACACAGAAGGAGGGGUUGAGGGUCCUAUAUUAGAAGCAUGGAUCAAGUUCUAUCCACGGCUUUCAGUCAAUAACAAUCGACGAGUCCGCGAACAGGCUCAUACUAUCCAGGUCAGACUUCUACAAUCGGCUCGUAAACGAAUGGAACGGAAUCUUCCUGAUACAGUUGCGAGCUGGCUUUCCGGGUGUUACGACAGAGACGGGUUUGUCGCCCGCGCAGCUCAAAAUGGACUCUCAACGUUUCUCGAUAAAGACAGCAAGGUAACAGCUUUUUGGACCCGUUGUCAAGAACGAAUUCUCGAUUACGCCAAUGAGGCCAUUGAUGAAACUCCAGAGACCCUUAGUGAUGAGCGGAAUACCACUCCCGAGGACGCACAAAUAUUGUACCUUCGUGUAAUUUGCUCCGGUAUAUCUCUUGUCACGAACCUUCUCAUUAAAUUGCAAAAAGAUGAUAUUUUGAAGUAUCAAGAUAAAUACGAGAGUUUUCUACGCCACAAGAAGCUGUGGGCGUUUGCUUCGUCAGACGAUGCUUUUGUCAGAAAACAACUGUAUCAUUUGCUCGUGACUUGCUUAGAGAAGCAGCCAGAGGCCAUUGAAAAUUCUCUUGAGCCGAUCAGCCGCGGAUUCAUAUCAAAAGGCCUUUCGUCCCCCCAAUCAACAUCCUCGCUUCAACUUUUAAAUGCUUUACAGAAAUUGACAGCACAAUUUCCUCAAGUCUGGACAACCUCUUUUGGCCGGGGCACCCCCUUUCCCAAGAUUCGCGAUUUUGUCAAAAAGGGCUCCCAAGGUGGUCCUGCGGAUUUCUGGCCGACUCUGCAAGUCACUUUGAAAUCCUUGCCUGAAGGAGUCCUUCCUACAGACAAAGAAACCUGCCUCGAAUUUUUGACAGAAUUCAGGAACGCUGUCCAAAGCAGAGACCAGCCAAGGCAACAUGCAGACCCAGCUUGGAAAAGCUACUUUAAAACCUUAGAACUGUUGCUAAGAACAAAUCCCGAUCCUACAUUUCAAGCAUCGCUCUUCCGAGAUGCCAUGUGCCCAACAUUUGACAAGUAUUUCCAAGGGGAACAGGAACGUAUUCCUAUAACUACUGGUGCAUUGGCAGAAGCAUACAGUAUAUGGGCGACGAACGGAACUAUCAAACCCCAAGAUGGCCCUACACUAUACAUGCAAAAGCAUGCCAAUGCCUUCAUUGCCAGAACUCUGAGCACCGCUCAUGUUCAGCCCGAAGAAACAGAGGAAUACAAAAUGGGCCAGAAAAAAGUGAUCGCCGAGGCCCAUCGAUGGUUUUCAUUACUCGCUGAAGUUUUUCAAGCAAAGAUGGCAGAAGCUUCAGAAAAACCUAUUUUAUCUUCAUGCGCAGGCAUAAUUACCUCAGCAGUCAAGACAGUGGUUGCUACGGAGGGCAAGUCGUACUCUGCUGCCGCAAUCGUGGAGAUUGCUUUGAGACUGACACCGAGUGCUGUUAGCGACUCCUCAGAUGUCUUAGAUUCUGUGACAGGCUUGCUCGAAACCAAUCUUCCACAGUCAGCAUAUAUUCAAUCUUCGUCUUCGCGUUAUCUCAUAUCGACGCUGUUUAUCCUUCGGUCAUUCCAAAGUUGGAAGGGAUCUUUUGAGAAUAUUUGGCUGUCUGCUGUCAAGCAACUCUGUUCCUCCUCCAACACAACUCGGAUUUGGACACCACUUCAGGCCAUUCUCGCUGAUGAGUCUGUUUCGAGUCUGGCGCAGUCAACCAAAGAACUGCAAGAAUUUCUUCUUGCGGCUAACAUGAGAGGUUUGGAGGGUGAUAGCGGAGCUAAUUCCUUAUUCGAGACUGCAGUUGUGAGCGAUUCAUACGCAUCUGCUUCCUCCGAGCGUCUUGUGCAGCAGAUAGUGCGCCACUUGAGUCCAAAAAGACAAGAUACCAACCUUUCCAGGUCCGAGACAACUACCUCAGAGCGAGCAUUCACAGCACUAGAGUUCAUUAUCCGCCAUCGGCCGGCCCUUUUAAGUCAAAGUAAAGAGAAUCAAAUGGAACUUACCGCUAUACUUCUUGAGGUUACCGAAUUGUCCGACAAGUCUCUUGCGUCUAGGGCACAGGUUCUGAAGCACGCGAUUGAAACAACAUCUGAGCAGGUAGAGGAAAACAACCAUGGCGCCACUCUUGAAUUACUGCGAUGGAAUUUGGAGCUGGAGCCAACAAACCAGCGUAUCUUACGUAUUGAGACGCUUAUCCAACAAGCAGAAGCCUUCAAAACCAAACAUAAAAGUAGCUUCCCUGCUACUUCUCUUUUCCCAAAUGCGGAGAAGUGGUCUGCUUGUUUGACACCUGUAUUAGCUAGAGCUCCGAAUCCCGCCUUGGGUGUCAUGAGACCUUUUAAUGGCGCGGUGCUUUUAGGCAAUUUGCAAUCAUCGGUCAAGAGUCCCAGAACCUCGGUGGUCGAUACAUCGUUUGCGAUUUCCGUUCGAAUGGCAUUGUACACAUCUCACUUCAUCGAGGAUAUUAAACUGAUGGCUCGUGUGCCCACUGAGGAACUACUUAGCUUACUUCAUGCUUUGCUAUUAACUGUUGAGGUCGUUAGCGACGAGCUUGACCUAUUGGCCGCUGGCGAAACCCCCGACUGGGCUUUUGGUAUUGUCGAAGAUGAGAUAGAUGAGCUGCGUUUGUUCGCGUCUAAAUCUUACUUGACGCCGCUUCUAGAUAAUGCCAAGGGAUGGGAAAGCAGCUCUAACGAAACCAACGACAAUCACUCGGUCAGGGUCAUUCGCGGUCUCAUCAAUGUGUUUUUACAACACGCGAAUAACGGACCAGGACAAUACUACGCUACGAAAGCUUUGAGCCAUUUGGUAUCGAAUUUGGUGAGUAUUCAUGGCUGGGAUGUUGUCAGUGGCGAGGCCUGGCUAUCAAGUUUGAAUAUUUUCAAUUCUUCGUCAACGAAUACGUUUGGUGCGGUUGCACUACUCACCGGAAUGGAGACGGACGGGUCAAGUAGCAAGCUCAUCAAUACCUAUUGCAACCGUCUUGUUAGCGACAUUGCUGGAGCUUCUGCUACCGCAGAGAAAACUUUUAUUGCUCUUGUCAAGUUGAAUGCUGCAUUAGCGGUUUAUCAAGAGGAUGAAAUUCCCGUCGCGUCAAAUCGCUUGAUAUUUGCGGUCAAGCAGAUCUCAUCUUGGUCUCCCGAUCUCGCUACCACGAAUAGAUAUGUUGCAGCGGAAGCCUGUAGAGCAUUGCAAAUUCUGUUACCCGCAAUCAAAGACGUUUACGGCACAUAUUGGGAAUCUGCUCUUUCCCUCUGCACUUCGAUAUGGGAAUCUAGCGAAAUUGGAAACCUGUCCGAUGAAGAUCUUCCAAUGAUUGGAAUGUCACUCAAGCUUUAUUCGAUCUUGCGGAAAAUGGAAGAUGCCAAUGAUGAUCUAGAGGAGGCCUUGGCUAAACAGGCCCAGCCCAUAUCUAACGCACUUGUUCGUUUGCUCAAGUUGGGAAGGGAAAAGGAACAUCAACCCUCGGAAUUUGUGGACACUCUUCUCUUGAGGCAAUUGCGCUAUGUUUCAGCUGAGAAAGUUGAAGAUGCCGACGAACUUUACCCGUUGCUUGCUUCUGAAAACAAAAAUUUGCAGUCCGCCGCGUACGAUCUUCUACAAAGGGCUUUACCACAGAUUCAACAGCAGAUAUCCGUAAAUGUGCUGCUAGAAGGAAAAGUUGCACGACUUCCCGACGAGCUCCUCUCACUCUUACUUGAUCCGCCAUCAAUCGAGAACUUCUCUGACGAACAACUUGACGAAUUUCCCCUAACAAUCAGAGGUUACUUAUUGUCGUGGCAUCUAGUAUACGAAUCGUACGCCAAUGCUUCCCUCAAAGUUCGGACCGAUUACAGCGAGCUUCUAAAGUCAGAAAACUACAUCGACCCACUUCUCACCCUUCUCUUCGAUUUGCUGAGUACAUACAAUGGCAUUUCCGGUGACCUGAGCAAGUUUGAACCAUCAAUGAUCAGCCGUUAUGAAAUUUGGACCGCAUUCGAUUCCGAAUCUCCCAAGCGCGACAUGUCUUGGCUUCUGGUAAAUCUUUACUACCUCUGUUUGAAAUACACCCCCAACCUGACCCGCAACUGGUGGCUCGAUUGCAAAUCCAAGCAAAUCAAACUUGCAGCAUCCAAAUUGACGGACAAAGUAUUUUCACCAAUAUUGAUUCAAGAGGUCAAAGACGACGUAACCAAAUGGGCAUCCGAACAAGAUACCACUGAUGACAAGAAAGAAUUGAUUGUCAAGACCUCUAAGAACUCAGCCGAUAUACUGGCAGGCGUGGAGAUUGAUGAGACGAUGAUGCAAAUUGUGGUUAGCCUACCAACCGAGUAUCCAUUGCAGGGUGUCGAGGUCAGGGGCGUGAAUCGCGUGGCGGUUAACGAGAAGACUUGGAGAGCGUGGCAGGUUAUUGCGCAGGGUGUUAUGCGUCUUAAUACUAUCGUCGACGGCCUAAUCCUCUUCCGCGACAAUGUCGGUGCUGCCAUGGCCGGCAAAACUGAAUGUGCAAUCUGCUACUCUAUCAUCGCAACUGAUAAACGCAUGCCGGAUAAACGAUGUGGCACUUGCAAGAAUCUGUUCCAUGCCGGGUGUUUGUAUAAAUGGUUUCAGACUAGUAAUCAGAGUACUUGUCCAUUGUGUCGGAAUCCGUUUACAUAUGGGGGUGAUGGGCAAAGGAGGAGGGCUGAGGAAUGA
Messenger RNA from Glarea lozoyensis ATCC 20868, 4929 nucleotides. Its product is annotated as RING/U-box. The coding region runs from base 1 to 4929 and encodes 1642 amino acids. Gene Ontology annotation, cellular component: cytosol; RQC complex. Gene Ontology annotation, molecular function: ubiquitin protein ligase activity; ribosomal large subunit binding; zinc ion binding. The transcript has 5 exons. The record is from RefSeq and is a predicted model, not a curated record. NCBI's taxonomy places the organism in Eukaryota, Fungi, Ascomycota, Leotiomycetes, Helotiales, Helotiaceae. Gene Ontology annotation, biological process: rescue of stalled cytosolic ribosome; ribosome-associated ubiquitin-dependent protein catabolic process.